Salarias fasciatus (jewelled blenny) is the source of this 3450-nucleotide messenger RNA. RefSeq names its product calpain-5-like. Gene Ontology annotation, molecular function: calcium-dependent cysteine-type endopeptidase activity. The coding region runs from base 221 to 2164 and encodes 647 amino acids. Gene Ontology annotation, biological process: proteolysis. The transcript is spliced from 14 exons. Gene Ontology annotation, cellular component: cytoplasm. Lineage: Eukaryota; Metazoa; Chordata; Actinopteri; Blenniiformes; Blenniidae. The record is from RefSeq and is a predicted model, not a curated record.
CACCGAGCAGCAGCAGCGGGACGAGCCCAGAAAUCCUCCCGGGAGAAGAGCACCAGGCAGCGGCCGUGGAACCGGAACCGGUCCGGAGCAGGCUCCGCGGGCGCAACCGCAAUCCGCACAUCUCUGCUGGAGAACAGGACGUUUACCGAGAGGGAGAGGGAGCGAGGGAACGUCUGCUCAGGGGCAGGGAGGAACUCAGCUGCAGCCGAACGCCGGCUUCAUGUGCUGUGGGGUCCAUGUGAGCGGACGGAUGGCGACUCCAUACGAAGGCCAGUGUUUCUCCGCUCUGAGGGGGCGGAGCCAGACGGAGGGGCGUCUCUUUGAGGACCCCCUGUUCCCGGCGACAGACCGGUCUCUGUUUUAUCAGAGCAACCAGAUCGGCACGGUGGCCUGGAAAAGACCCAAGGAGUUGAGCAGGAAGCCUCGUCUCUUCGUGGACGGCCUCAGCGCUCACGACCUUCACCAGGGCCGGCUGGGAAACUGCUGGUUCGUGGCCGCCUGCUCCAGCCUGGCCUCCAGGGACGCUCUGUGGCAGAAGGUGAUUCCUGACUGGAAGGACCAAGAGUGGGACGAGACGAGACCCGCGGCGUACGCCGGGAUCUUCCACUUCCGGUUCUGGCGGUUGGGCGAGUGGGUGGACGUGGUGAUCGACGACCGGCUGCCCACGCUGGACGGAGAGCUGGUGUACUGCCACUCCAACGACCGCGACGAGUUCUGGAGCGCGCUGGUGGAGAAGGCCUACGCCAAGAUGUGCGGCUGCUACGAGGCUCUGGACGGGGGCAACACGGCCGACGCUCUGGUGGACUUCACCGGCGGCGUGUCCGAGCCGCUGGACUUACUGGAGGACGGAUACAGAGACCAGGAGGACAAGCAGAGCCAGCUGUUCGAGAGAGUCCUGAAGGUUCAUGAGAGGGGAGGCCUCAUCAGCUGCUCCAUCCGGGCCGACUCGGCGGCGGACAUGGAGGCCCGGCUGGCCUGCGGCCUGGUGAAGGGACACGCCUACGCCGUGACCGACGUGCGCCGGGUCCGGCUGGGCCGCGGCCUGCUGGCCUUCUUCAGGUCGGACAGACUGACCAUGAUCCGCAUGAGGAACCCCUGGGGACAGCGGGAGUGGACCGGGCCCUGGAGCGACGGCUCUGAAGAGUGGAAGAAGGUCAGUCAGAGUGAGAGGGAGAAGAUGGGCGUCACAGUGCAGGACGAUGGAGAGUUCUGGAUGACGUUCACCGACUUCAUCAGUAACUUCACUGACCUCAUCCUGUGUCGCCUCAUCAACACGUCCUAUCUGAGUUUCCACAAGACCUGGGAGGAGGCCGUGCUGCGGGGCUCCUGGUGUCGCCAUGACGACCCGCGACUCAACCGGGCCGGAGGCUGCACCAACAACAAGCACUCCUUCCUCCAGAACCCACAGUAUGUGUUUGAUGUGAAGAAGUGGGAGGAUGAGGCUCUGAUCUGCCUGCAGCAGAGAGACCGCAGAGCCACCCUGAGAGACGGCCGGGGACAGAACCUGGCCAUCGGCUUUGAAAUCCACAGAGUGGAGCUGAACCGGACCUACCGGAUGCACGUGCCGCAGCAGAAGGUGCAGGGCAGCGUCUACAUCAACUCCAGGUCUGUGUUCCUCCGCACCGACCUGAAGGAGGGCCGCUACGUCAUCAUUCCCACGACCUUUGACCCCGGGCUGGAGGGAGACUUCCUGCUCCGUAUCUUCACCGACCUGCCUUCUGACUGCAGGGAGCUGACUCUGCACGAGCCUCCGAGGACCUGCUGGUCUGGGCUGUGUGGUUACCCCUCCCUGGUCACUCAGGUCCACGUCCUGCAGGCUGACGGGCUCGCGGGUCAGGACUCGGACGGAGUGUCGGAUCCUUACGUGAUCAUUCGCUGUGAGGGACAAAAGGUUUGUUCUCCAGUCCACAAGAACACCCGGAGCCCGGCCUUCGACACCAAGGGGCUCUUCUACAGGAAGAGGGCCAACCUGCCAGUCAGCAUCCAGAUCUUCAACCACAACAUUCUGUCGGACUCCUUCCUGGGUCAGCUGACGUUAUCCACCGAGGAAGGGGAGAUCCACAGAACGCUCCACCUGAAGGACAAGGCCCAUCGCCGUGACAACGACCUCCCCGGGACCAUCACAGUCUCCAUGGUGACCAGCACAGUGCUGUCCAGCAUCUGAGACGGACGUCCCGGAGGUUUAAGUACAGGGAGUGAGCAGGAAGUUUGUCCUGACAUCCCGCAGGGUUUGGAUCUGCCCCUGGGAACUGGGAAAAGUCCCCAAAAUCAGCUGUGAUCAGCAGUGAUCUCCUGUGAUCAGCUGUGAUUGCCAGAGGUCACCUGUGAUCAUCAGUGAUCACCUGUGAUCUCGUGUGAUCAGCUGUGAUCAGCAGUGAUCUCCUGUGAUCUCGUGUGAUCAGCUGUGAUCAGCAGUGAUCUCCUGUGAUCAGCAGUGAUCUCCAGUGAUCAGCAGUGAUCUCCAGUGAUCUGUCAGAUGUCUUGGUUGGGGAGCCCCUUGUGGCAGACCAGCUGAUUGCAGGUCCUUGACCUUUGGCUCCACACCAAGGCGAGCGGCGUUGAAUCCUGCCGCUCUGCUGUGUGACGCUUUAACUCCUCCAGGUGGAAAAUUCCCAGUUUUCCUGCUGAAGGCGAACUUUCCCAGUUCCCAGUGGCUCCGAAACGUUGAUCAGAUCUCAUGUGGGUCACAGCUCUUCGUUGUCAUUUUUGAUCGAAAGAAUUGUCCUCUUCCUCUUUUAUUUCCGUCUGUUUUUAUCCUGAUGAGCUCUGGCGUGACUCUUCAGCGCUGCCUUGUUUUUGGUUUCGUGUCCGGGGAGCUCUCUGCGGUCCUGUUUCUGUCCAGAAUCGCAGGGCUGCAGAAGCAGAGAUGUCCUGCUGCUGCCAGACAGUCUGGAGGUUUAUCUGUGGAUCAACAUGUUUUCACUCCAGCAGCUUUUCAGCCGGCGUCAUCUGCCUUCAGCUGCCAGGCGCUGCUCAUGGACCUUCAAGAACCAACCUUUCUGAACAGCAGGAGUCAGGUUUUUUGCUAUUCUCGCUGUGAUCCAGUUUUCAGAUCUUUCAUGUUUUUGCUGAUGAAAGGAUGAAUUUAUAUAAACUGUCAAGGCCACAGAAAUCCCACAGGAAUGGAGAACUGUUCCUGAUGAAGAACUCAGAACAUCUCCAUCUGCUCUCACCUUUCAGUCCUUUAUUUACCACUGAGUUGAUGCACUAAUCUGUCACACUAAAUGUGGGAAGCAGUGUUAGAACCUGAGGAUGUCCUACCGCUUUGAGGAUGAAUCCUUCAAGACCUUCAAACCAAUGAAGCCUUUUUCACCCCAAAGCCGAAAUCACACCGCUCAGCUCAGUGUGAUGGUAGUAUAACGUAUUUACAGGCCUGUCAGAGCCAGUUUACCACUUUAACUGAAGUUUACACAGAAAUAAAGUUUACUUCCAUUACAAACACAAGUUUCU